UCUCCUGCGCCGAGGUACGAGCGGGCGCGCGUGAAGAGGUGCAGGGUGUCUUCUCCCGACGCAUUCCAGUACCUGUGCGUCCCCUGACCUGACAGUAUGAAGGAGACGCCACUCUCAAACUGCGAGCGCCGUUUUCUACUCCGCGCCAUCGAAGAGAAAAAGCGGCUGGAUGGCAGACAAACCUAUGAUUAUAGGAACAUCAAGAUCUCAUUUGGAACAGAUUAUGGGUGCUGCAUUGUGGAACUUGGAAAAACAAGAGUUCUUGGACAGGUUUCCUGUGAACUUGUUUCUCCGAAACUCAGUAGGGCAACAGAAGGUAUUCUUUUUUUUAACCUUGAGCUCUCUCAGAUGGCUGCCCCAGCUUUUGAACCUGGCAGGCAGUCAGAUCUCUUGGUGAAGUUGAAUCGCCUCUUGGAACGAUGUCUAAGAAAUUCGAAGUGUAUAGACACUGAAUCUCUCUGUGUUGUUGCUGGUGAAAAGGUUUGGCAAAUACGCGUGGACCUACAUUUGUUAAAUCAUGAUGGAAACAUUAUUGAUGCUGCCAGCAUUGCUGCAAUUGUAGCCUUAUGUCACUUCCGAAGGCCUGAUGUCUCUGUCCAAGGAGAUGAAGUAACACUGUAUACACUUGAAGAACGUGAUCCUGUACCAUUGAGUAUCCACCACAUGCCCAUUUGUGUCAGUUUUGCCUUCUUCCAGCAAGGAACAUAUUUAUUGGUGGAUCCCAAUGAACGAGAGGAACGUGUAAUGGAUGGCUUGCUGGUGAUUGCCAUGAAUAAGCAUCGAGAGAUUUGCACCAUCCAAUCCAGUGGUGGGAUAAUGCUGCUGAAAGAUCAAGUUUUGAGAUGUAGUAAAAUAGCUGGUGUGAAGGUAGCAGAAAUUACAGAGCUAAUACAGAAAGCUUUGGCGAACGACCAGAAAGUUAGGAAAGAAGGUGGAAAGUUUGGCUUUGCAGAAUCUAUAGCAAAUCAAAGGAUCACAGCAUUUAGAAUGGAAAAGGCCCCUAUUGAUACCUCCGAUGUAGAGGAGAAAGCAGAAGAAAUCAUCUCUGAAGCUGAACCUCCUUCGGAAGUUGUUUCGAAACCUGUGCUGUGGACUCCUGGAACCGCCCAAAUUGGAGAGGGAAUAGAAAACUCCUGGGGUGAUCUUGAAGACUCUGAGAAGGAAGACGAAGAUGAAGGUGGCAGUGAUGAAGCUAUUAUUCUUGAUAGUAUAAAAAUGGACACGGGAGAAGUCUCUAAUAUUGGAAGCCAAGAUGCCCCUAUAGUGCUCUCAGACAGUGAAGAAGAAGAAAUGAUCAUUUUAGAACCAGAUAAGAAUCCGAAGAAAAUAAGAACACAGACCAUCAGUGCAACACAAGUAAAAGCACCAAGUAAAAAGCCAGUGAAAAAGAGAAAAAAGAAGAGAGCUGCUAAUUAAAGUUCACAUAGUUGUAUAUUUGUGUAUAUAACUAUUAAAAAGGUAUUUAUUCAGUGCUAACAACCUUGGGUAUUAUUCACAAACCCAUUACAGAAUCUAGUUCUUUAUACAGUUUUUACAUUAUGCUUUAAAAUAAACGUCUGGAGGACUCUUUAAAACAGGUUUUAAAUAACUGUCACUUUGGUAGGUCAAGUGUAGUAAAAGUCGAUGAAUGAAAAGCAUUUUCAUAGUGUGUACAAAGACCUGAAAGAGUCUUCUUAGAUUAUGCCCAAGUCAGACAGUUGGCCCAGUUCCUUAGGGAGGUGAAUGUCAUCACCUGUGUGUUGGAAGGAGAAGCCUUCCCUGUCCCCAUGCUUUAAUAAACCAAAUUAAUUUUUCUAAGUGAAAUCCUGAAGUCAAAUUUUUGCCUCAAAUUAAAUUUGACUUACAAACCAAAUUUUCCAAAUCAAUUUAUUUCUUAUUAUCCUGACAGCUGGCAUCAUUAAUACUUUAACAAAAACCACUUAAAAUUAGCCAAAUAUCUAAGAUAGUUACAUGUACAAAAGAUAUACAAAUUAAAACCUUUAAAAAGUAAUAGAUACCAUAAUUUGUACUUGACCAUAACUUCCGUAUUCAGAAAUGAUUGUAAAAUUAAAACCUAAGAUAAAAUCUGUACACCAUAUACUUUGAGUGAUUUACAUCCUAGAAAACAAAGGCAGUCUUUCACCGUUACACAUUUAGUGUCUCGGGUGGGUUGAGGAGAGAAACACCAUGAUACCUGUAAGCAGGGGAAAAAAAAAUCCAUUUUUAGUAAACAUUCAUUGGGUGAAACAGAUUAUGGAAUGAAACAUAUACUAGGAACUCACAAAUGCUAUUUCUGUCUACUUGAAUUAAUGGUUAUAAAACCAUAGUCUGGUCCCCAACACUUGCAUGCAUUCCCACCGUUCCUCUCCCCUCUUCUCCCUCAAAUACAAGACAGAAGCUCAAAACACAUGGCUGCUAAGAGAACAGUUGCUUAAGGAGGCUGUGCCUGAUUUGUGAAUCCCUUAAAUAAAGUUAAAAUGUCAAGGAUCUCUGAACCGUACGAUAGCCUGGAAAAGCAAGCUUCUUUGGUAUCUACUGCUGUUAAUUCUUACUUUGAGUUUUUGUACUUUUCUCUUAUUGACUGUUGUGCAUGCCGCGGAGCUCUGAGGUAGGUCUGGUGAAGGUCCAUGAGACAAGGCUUUAGAGUUUCCAGCGUAUAUCCAGUCUUUUGUACUAAUGAUUCAGGCUGCAGGAGGGAGGACGGAACCACUGAGUUUUGUUUUUAGUAACAGACACUGAAUACAAGUUAGUAGUUGGCAUUAGUUGGCUUGAGUUUUGUCCUAACACCUCCAACUAACAUCUUCCAGUUUUCUCAAGCUCUUUUUGCUAACUUCGAUCAAUUUUUACUAUUUUCCUUGCCAACAGCAAGUCUUAUGGCCUGAAUUCUUUAAGCACACCUUUCAAAUCCAAGCAUUAAUAGUAACCAAGCUUUCAACCUAACAGAUGCUAUUAAACAGGUAAGACAAAAUGCUUUCAACAGUGUACGUGGCUGAAUAGCUCUUCCAGUUCAGUACAUCUAGACAACUGUCAGUUGUAUAGGACAGUUAUUUAACCUAUCUGGCACAAGCAUUUACAGCACAAGGUGGAUGUGUGAGGACGUCAUCAUACAUACCCAGCUUUGUCCCGUGACAGUGUAGAGUGCUAAAUGAAAGGCUGCUGCGGCGGUAACUGAUGGCAAAUACUUUAGAUAUGGGUCAGCAUCUAUCAAACUUAAUUCUCCCAAAAACUGGAAUGAAAAAGUAAAUAUACUUUAUGAUCAUAAGAGCUCUGGAAUUCAAAACUCAAAUCCUUACCUUCUGACUGAAUAUUUUGCUAUCUUUAAGACUGGCUCUGUAGCAACCAUUGCCACAUCUUUAAAUAUAUUCACUAUCAUAUUUUGCUUCAUUCUCAUCCUGUAUUUUUCCUCCUUUAAUAGCUUUAAAAACAACUCUUCUGGCUACCAUUUACCAAGACUUCCUCCUCAUACCACUAUUCCUAGUGCUUUCUCCAUUUAUGUUUUCUUUUGCCAAUGGUAGGCUUUCUUUCAUGCUGCAGCACUAACCUGUCCCCAGAAUACUAAAUCCCUUGUCCAAGGCUGUAUAAUGAAACUAGAGCUUGCCCCUAAUUGUGACCUUAGAAUCUUCAUUCAGCAAAUGAAAAGAACUUACCAUUGCUAAACUUUCAACUUUGCAGUUUGCAGACUGCUGGUGCAGAAAGUACUGGGUAAGAAACUGAUUUAUUGUUGGUGCAGCUAAGUCAAAAGCAAGGACUUUCAAAACUAGGUGCUCCAUUCUCAGAACUUGUUUCUUGGUAUAAGUGUCAUCUGUAAUGUAUACAAACUCUGCUACUUCUGGGGGGUAUAUUUCUUCAAACUUUCUACAAUGAAAGAAGUUUUAAGUAAUCAGUCCUUUUAUAAGAAAAGCAAGCUUGUUUGUCCCAACUUGAAAUCCCUUAAGCAGAAUGAAUGGAACGAAUCCAAAACCAGUUGCCUGUUUGCACUGAUACUUGACCAUUUCUAGCCAAGACUAGGUAAAUGCUAAUUAAAAGCCCCAAAUAUUUCUCCCACUUCAGUCAAAGGAAGUAAGUGAGAGACCGACUUCCCAAGAUGGGAACAAUGCCAGAGUUCACCAAGUAACUGAAAAUGUAGGAAAUUUCCUUAGAAAAAUAAAUAAUUUACAUUUUAGUUUUCAUGUCUUAAUGGAGAAAAGAUAAGAUUUUGCUUAUAUACCAGAAAGUACUUUAAAGUAGAAGGAACCACUCUGUAACCUAGUCCUGGUGUAUUAAAAUGUCGCCAAUCUGUAGGUUCAUUCAAGGUACCCUGAAAUCCAGAUCUAGGAAAAUUAAUGUCCUAAAUUUAAAAAGUUUCAUCCACUCCACCAUCCCUAAAGUAGUCGCUGACUCCCUGCCUUGUAUAGUAUGUUAAAAUGUCAUACUUUAAAAGAUCACAAUUUCUUCCCUACACAGAAAGAUACUACUAAUCACUUUUAACCCAACAAACCAAGUUGUACUUACGAGGCUAACAGCAUAGCAGCAGUGCCCACAAGCUGAAGUUUUCCUCUCAAAACAGACAUCGAUGAAAGAAACCUAUCAAUGUAGUUCACAGCCAAAUGCAGGGUCUCAUUCUGUAGUUUAUAUUCUUCUCCUACUUCAACUAACCAGUCCACGAGGAUAGCCCUCAUACUGUUAGUAAUGUCUGGCUGUUUCUUCAUGUAACCCACUUUAGGCUUACAUUUAACCUGUUGAGAAGGUUACUUAGUAUAGUGUUAAAACUGCAGUUAGAUCAUUCUACCAUUAACAGAUGCUGCCUAUAUGCUAGAAACUUAAGUAUAGCAUUAGAGUAAUUCACUGGCAGUUAAAAAACUUAAAAACAUUAUCCUCUUAAUUUCCUUUCACCACAGUGAACAAAUAGUGUAAAAAGUAGAUUCAGAGAGCCUUUACCUCCAUUUCCCUAAGGUAUGUGUGAAUGUCCUCAUGGUAGUCUGGUACUUCAUUAACACUCACUGGCUUUUCAUCUUCCAGUACAAUUGACAUAUCCAUAGUAUGUGGUGACUCUGGGAGAAUUCAAAAGUACAGUGAAGUUCACUUUUCAUUUUCGACUUAAGAGCUAAAAGUGAUUGCCUUUGUAAGGAGUCCCAAACUACCAAUGUGUUUAUUUCAUCCAACUAAAAAGAGCUUGUUAUGACAAAGUACAUAGAAGAUUUAACUCUGAUUUUAGUACCUAUGUCCACUUAGUUUUGGAAUGAUUUUAAUUAACAAGAAAAAGUACUGACAAACCAUUAACAGGAAAAUGAGUUAGAAGAGCAGGUAUUGAAGUAUCUUCAUCUCCCAUGACAGGAGUACACUGGUUUUGCUAGGACAAAGUUAAAAUCCAAGUUUGGAGAUAUCUAGGAUUUGUCAAAAGAGAGUUUGCAGACCCCUAAGUCUAACAUUCAAAGCACAAUCCAGGCAAUAACUAGGAGUAGGGCUAACAAGUGUGCUAAAGAGAAACUCAGAUUUCUUAUGGGCAGUUCAAACACAUUAACACUAAUAUCAAUGGGUGAUUCUUUUUUGGUAAAUUUAAAUUAUCUUUGAAGGCAAAAAUAUCCAUUCUUUUUACUUCAAGGUUUGAGUUUAAAAUUUGUUGCAGAUUUUAAAUAAAAAUACACCAAUUAUUUUAUUUCCAUAGGACUUCGCUGCUAUACCUCUCAUCUACAGAACUAAAGCUGAGAUUGAAUUUAGUGAGCUGUCCAGUGACUCGAUAGCCUGAUGGUAAAGAAGCAGCACAAACUGUAGUCAGAGUUGUCUAUAGCAGCUACUCUGACUCACAGGAGGACAAUGUCCCUCUCUGGUAUCAGACAGUCACUCAGACUGAUUUUACAGAAACAAAGUUUUAAAGGUGGAAGAGAUGUUGGCUAUCUCAGUAUUUAAAGCUGCAUUCUCAAAUAGCACUCUAUUUGAGAAUGGUAUGUACAAAGUGAGUCUUAACACAACUGAAAUAUAUUCUCCCAAUCAAGCAAACAUUUCCAGGGUCAGAUUAAAAUAAGUCUGAGAUCUAAUGAAAUUGAUGUGAUUAGCAGUGUACCAGAAGGAGCACAGGAUUAGGAUCCUUUUGUAGGUCACUGGGUCUUGGAUUAGCUGUGAGGCCUGAGAUAAGUCACACCCUUUCUAAACUUGUUACAUUAAACCUAACUCAUAAUGUAGUUAAGGAUCAGGUAAGAUAAUGUUUUGAAAAGCAAAAUUUCAUUAAUCCAGUCUAUUCAAUAAUUAUGAUUACAUUGAUUUGAUGUAAUCAAAUGGUGUAAUGAUGUAAUCAAAUGAUGAUGUAAUCAAAUGAUAUGAUUACAUUGAUUUGAUACAAAUUUUCUUUAAAACUUACCAAAACUACCAUCCAUUGGGUAAUCAAGAGGUGCCAGUGGUUUUCUCGGUCCUGGUAAAGUAACAGCUGAAUUAAAAGCCAAAACAUCUUCACUUUCUGGUUUUUUAGAUUCAACUGGCCUCUUUUGAGUCUCUUCUUCUGCUUCAUCCACAUGAAUGGUAAAUGCAGGUUGUUGACUGUUUGCUUUCCAGGUAGGAACGGUGACAUGCUCAUCAUUUAUAGGAAGAUCCUUAAGAGGUGCAACCUAAAAAAUAAAUAACUGGCUUUGAGCCUAUUAAGUGGAAUUUUGUUCUGCUUUCAUCCCCUUAUACUGCAUUUACUCCCAAUUACUCUAUCAGGAAAAUUAAACUUUAGGGGGGAAAAUCCAGACAAGGAAAUUUUGAGUAGUCAGUCGGAGAAAGAAGGGAUGUUCCAGUUUGUCACAGGCAUUCCUGCAAGGGUUUUAGAGUCAGAUUAAGUGGAAUUGGGCAAAACUAAUCAAGGCCACGAGAUGGGUGGAGUGGCAGGGCGAAAAAUGCCAAAUUUAGGAGAGAUGGCAAAAAAGUGGUUUACCUCUUUCGCCCCAGGGUGGAGCAACAGAGCAAAUUCGGUAAGAUGGCGGAAUUGACCAAAAGCAAAGUAUUUUUUAUACCCUUUCCUAAAGCAGAGGUAAUCUCUUAACUAUAUGGGGAGGGUGAAGGAAGUCCGAGCAGUGCCUGGGGCUUAAAAGCAGAGAGAAAGGCGUGGAGGCGGGCAAAGGCCAUACUCAUGUUGUACGGCUUGGUUUGACUUCGUUAUCUAUAGAAAAAUACUCCCAAUGGAGGAGAGCGGACAGGCAGCACAAACGCAGAGUGCUGGCAGGGAGAGUAAUGGGAGAAACUAAUGGGAGUAAUGUGGCAUCCUACACUCCAGAAAACCAGGGAUCAAGGGACUCCAGAUCCUGGCUUCCCGCGAAAAGGCCAGGGGAUGCUUUCUCGCCACUCUCCUCUGCCGGCUAAACCCCUGCAAAACUCCCGCUCGGCCCACCCUCCUGCAGAUACGGCUCACUGCUUUACCCGUCGCGUCUUAGGCCUCUGCUGCGGCGCUGGUCCCCGCGAGUUCCCGGCCUUCAGUACCGCCAGCCCAGCGCGGGUCCGGGACUGCUGGGUGGGCGCCGCCUUCUCGGGGUUGAUGUUCUCCUGGUCCUCCUGGAGCGCCGUCUGCUGCAAUGUUAACAGCGCCGAGCCUGCCUCGCGGGCCGCAGGCCCUGGCGCGGAGCUGCCCAACAUCACUGCUCCCGGGGGCGCGGCGGGAUCAGCCUGCGGCGCCAAGCAGCGUGCACUGCGUCCCGCCGAUCAGCCUAGGUACACUCCAGCUGUACCCGCCCGCCGCAGCUCGGGCCAGCCUACCCACCCGCUGGCCCGCUCGGGAUCGUGUAGGACCGAGGAGGUUGCGAAAGGCGGAGGCAGGCACUGCCGGACGUGGAGGGCCAAAGACGCCCCCGAAAUGAAGCGAGCAGCCCGCCGGAGCGGCGGCUGUUCAUGCAGUUCAAGUAUCCCGCGACUAUUGAAAUGGACCAAUGAAAAGAGCCGAGGUCCGUGACGUCACUCGGGGCGACGCGGUCGCAGACGAGUGAAGGCGGUGCGAAGGCAACCGAGCAGGGGCGGAGCGGGGCGAAGAGACGUCGAACGGCGGCAGGAGGAAGUACGCGCGCCCGGCGGGGAGGCGGGGCCUAAAUCUACUGUGACUUUAAAUAGGGCCGCUAGGCGGUCCCUGUCUCGGGGCAAGGGCUGUGUCUAGGAUAAACUGAAUUAAACUUUAGCAAUUAGUAGCGGGCCGCCCCGGCCUUCUGCCCUAGGACCUCCAGUUAGCUUGACUGACUAGUUUCUCAAGGUCUAAAAUCUGAUCCGGCCACAUACUGGCCUGGUGGUCUUGUUCAAGUUAUUCAGUGUCUCCAAUUCUCAAUUUUCCUAUCUGUUAAUUGGGAAUGAUAUCUACGCGUUAUACAGUUGUCGUUAGUAUUAAAUAACGUGCAUAAAUCAUUUAACACGCUGCUUAUGUAACUGAUAUAAUAUUGAAAGACUAUAAUGUCAUCUUACCAUUUAGGUGUUUCUUCACAGUCUUAUGCUUUUUAUUUUUCCUAAUGAAGAUGCAAUUAAUUUAAAGUGCCACCUUGAACUACUGUUGAUAUAUGUAACAAACAGUAAUGUACUACAAGAAAUUCAACUAGACAGUCAUUAAUUUUUAUCUCUUUUUUUCCCCAAGGUGUGGCAGCCGACAAAAAGCUCGGAGUAAAAUUCUAGUGACCUAGAUAUAAUUAUGUGUUCCAUUUAGAAAUGAAGGUUGUUUAAACAUAGUAAAAACAAUAUGACCUUAUAAAAGUAAAACUCUCUUAGCAAUGUGUGCCUUUAACAAAUUUUCACAUUUAAUAUACAACAAGGCUUGCACAUAACUAAUAAAUAUAAUGGUAUAUAAUUAAGAAGCACUGUUGUUUUCCAACAAAUUCCUAAGUGUGCCCUUCUUGAAAACACACAGAAUAGUUUAUUUUCUAUUGUAAUCCUUAUGCUAUUUUAAACAACCUUUAAGUACAGUAUUCACUUGAAUAUGAAUAAAACAUGAAUUAAGAUUAAUGACUUCCAUAGCCUUAAAGUCAUAUUUCCCUCCAUUUAUGAUAAAAAAGAAAUCAGUGGAUAUUAGUGCAGGAAAAUCUAAGAAGCUGUCACUAUUUCGACACUAUUCACAUGUAGUAUACUUGUAUAGCCCUACUGGUUACAGCACAUCAAGUUAAGAUCCCCCCAAUCUGUGCAAAUUCUGCUGAUUUCCCUGGCCAACUCAAGUAUUUUACAAACUGAGCAUGGGUCACAAAACAUUACCAAGCAACAGCAAAAUCAAUUGUAAAUCAAUCUCAAUUCCUAAAAAAAAUUUAUGUUAUUUCCCCUGGUUGACAACAUACAUAGUAACCAGAACGCAAUCCAGGCACCAGAACUUGGGUUCCACCUUUACAAAAUAAUAGCAUGUCCUCUUAAACACUUAACCUCACUGAGAAUCAGUUUUCUUACAUGAUUUGACAAAAUAAUCAAUAUAUGUUGUCAAGAUCAAAUGAGGAGGGACUUCCCUGGUGGCACAGUGGUUAGGAAUCCACCUGCCAAUGCAGGGGACACGGGUUUGAUCCCUGGUCCAGGAAGAUCCCACAUGCCGCGGAGCAACUAAGCCCCUGCGCCACAACUACUGAGCCUGCGCUCUAGAGCUGGCGAACCACAGCUACUGAAGCUUGCGUGCCUAGAACUCAUGCUCCGCAACAAGAGAAGCCACCACAAUGAGAAGCCCUCUCACCGCAGUGAAGAGUAGCCCCGGCUCGCUGCAACUAGAGAAAGCCCGCACGCAGCAGUGAAGACCCAACACAGCAAAAAAAUUAUUAAUUAAUUAAUUUAAAAAAUAAUUAGCCAAAAAUAAAUUAAAAGAAAAAAGAUCAAAUGAGGUAACAUAUGUAAAUACAUUUUGAAAACCGUAAAGCAGUUUAUACAUAUGUGUGUUAGCUUAUUAAAUAUUUGAAUAUAUUUUUAUUUUCCAAAUAAUAGUUCUCGAUUAUUAGAAACAUUAUAAUUAUUAUAAAAUAAUUAUUUUAUACAAUGAUUAUUAUAAAACAUCCACUUGAAAAAAAUUCAUUAAAAUCCCUUAUAAUCAUUCCACUUGUUUUAAAAAUAAAAAUUCUCUUUAUUUUAAAAAAGUUCCAUUUGUCCUCCUAUCUCUCUCUCUCUCUCUUUUUUUCUCUCUUACUCCUCUUCCUCUUCCUCUUUCUCUGCUAUGUGAGGACACAACAAGAAAGCAACCAUCUGCAAGCCAAGAAGAGAGCUCUCACCAGAGCCCAACCACGCUGGCACCUUGACCCCAGACUUCCAGCCUCUAGAACUUACGUGGACCUCUCACUGCCAUGGCCUCUCCCGCUGCGGAGCGCAGGCUCCGGACGCGCAGGCUCUGGACGCGCAGGCCCAGCGGCCAUGGCUCACGGGCCCAGUCGCUCCGCGGCACAUGGGACCCUCCCAGACCGGCGCACGAACCCGCGUCCCCUGCAUUGGCAGGCGGAGUAUCAACCACUGCGCCACCAGGGAAGCCCUGAAUGCGGAUCUUGAUGUUUGAAUAUGUUUUAACCUUGCACGAUGUCUAUACUAACAAUAUAUGGGUUGUUUGAUAAAUAAAUAUUUUAAAAAUUAAAAAAAAGUUCCAUUUGUCAAAAAAAAUAGAAGCAUUACUAAAAAAAGUCAUAACAUAUAUUUUUAGAUAAUAUUAAAAAACGCACUUGAAAUAAAAGUAUAUACAGUUAGCUUGCAAUUCUAUUUUAACAUUUUUAAUUUAAACAUACAACUUCUUUGGAACUUUACCUUAUUUAUAUUUCAUGCAGCAUCAAAGAAAGCAAUCAAUGCAUUUUGGUCAUAACUGUCCAGAAUCUCCAGUAAAAGAGGCACUUUGGUUUUUACAUUGGUGCCUUUGAAUUUGAACUUAUCUAUGAAAAGAUCGGUGAUCAUGCCUAUAAAGAAAAAAUGUUAAUUUUCUGUCAUUGAUUAAUUCUAUUAAUGACACAUUAUUGAAUGAAAGUAAGUGACUGCUUGAGAAUCUAUUUCUAAGCACCUGUAAUUCCAUUAUUUAACAUACAGAAAUCCGAAAGGAUUGAUGCAUCAAAAAAUAUUUGGGGGGGAUUUUAAGGCAAGUUUCAAAAUAUAAAUCAUUUGGCUAAUAACCCUCUUAACAAUUGGCUAUAAGCUAUUAAUUCAGACAAUCAACUGCUGGCCAGUUUUGAACUGCUAUUGGUAUAUAUAAAAUUACAACAAGUGGGUUUUUUUUUUCCACCAGGCUGACCAUUUUGACACAGUGUAGACAUAUUCUGUUCAUAACAGCUUUAUCUGAAUUAAAAUAUCCCAUCUAUAUGUUGACCAUUCUUAGGAUUUGACCUGAAGGCAAGUAUUUCUAGUUUCAAAGAUCUGGGCAAAUUAUUUCACCUUUGAGUUUUUGCAUAUAUAUAGUGGGAAUAAUUCAAGCUAUCAAUCUUUUAUCCAAAACUCUUGAUGCAAGAUGUGUUUCAGAAUUUUUCACAUUUUAGGAAGAUAAUAAAAGGAAUAUACCAUAUAUAUGGCAUAAUACCCGUGGAAAGUGAGUGGCAGCAUCUGAUAACAAAACAUAACAUUUCUGCAACAAAAUAUAUGAAUAUUCAUACUAAGUGGAAUAAAAAAACUAUAAAUAACCUCAUAUCAGUUUAAGUGAGGUUUUGUCAUUAAUUCAGAUCAAGUCAGAUUUAUUGCCAAAUGAUUUAUGAACAAAGUUUUUGAUUUCAAAGCUCUCUGGACUGUGGAAUUGGUGAUAAGAUAUGGUGGUUCUGCACCACCCAUCUUCUAAGUUGUAAUGGGGAUAAAAGAUCAUGUGUUUGCCACAUAGUAAACAUUAAGAUAUUAGAUAUUAUUGUUACCGUUUAUGAGCAAGUCUCUGGGCAUAAAAUAAAUUCAUUAGGUAGAUCUUAGGGAUCAAUAUGGACGGAUGAUACCAACUGACUCUACAGAAGACUCGGCACAGUGCAAACAGCUUGCAUUUGGGGGCAAGGAGGUUCUAAUGAAGGCUUUGCCACCACCUACCUAUGUGACAACACAUUCUUAAGCUCAGAUUUCAGUUUACAGAUGUGAAAACCAGAGAUAACACUAUCUACCUUGCUGAGCUGUUGUAAGGAUUAAAUAUCCCCCCAAUUAUAAAGAUGUUAUAAAUAAAUAGGCGUGCUAUGCACAAUAGGUCUUAAAUAAAGAUCACAAAAAAUGUCUCCUUAAGCUGUUCCUUCCUUCCUCCCUCUUGCUCUUGCUUUUUCAAUACAACUGUGAAACAUUCAACUUCUCACCACCAAAGCAGAAUGAGUUUUAAACAUAAACUGACACAGCACAUAUAUAGCCCCUAUUAAAUUUUGCAUAAAAAUAUUAAAUGCUGCAUUUUGAUAUUUCAGAAUAGCAAUAAAAACUGAAAAUUAUUUGUGUGAAAUAUAGCCUAAAUUGUAAUGCUUCAUAGGAUACAUUCAUUUCACACUGGGUUUCUUCAUAUAUAUAGAUUAAUUCAUUGCAUUAGACUUAUUUCACUUCUUAAUAUUUAUUUGUAUUUUAUCUAGUAAAAAUAUUAAACAUUAAAACCAACUUGACAAAAUAAAUAUAUUGGGCAGUACAUGGGUUGUUACUGGUUCAUGACUGCUGUAAUCUUUGCCUGUCUCCUCCUGCCCAGCUUCUCUCAUGUGAUCCUUUGCAAACAGCCAGUAGAAAAGAAAUAUGACAAGGUAUUCUAGAAUAGUUCACUAACCAUAGAGUCUUUCAAGAUGUGCAGGUUGCUUUUUGUAUUCUUCCUGUAGGUGAUCUGCCUCUUCUAGGAUACAGCGAUAUUCUGGUAUCAGAAAGUUUGUGUUUCCCUCAUGAACCUGCAAUUCCUUAUUUAAAAAACAGAAGCUCUUAAUGUUCAAAAUUUAAUCCAG
Molecule: messenger RNA, 12761 nt
Organism: Globicephala melas (long-finned pilot whale)
Lineage: Eukaryota; Metazoa; Chordata; Mammalia; Artiodactyla; Delphinidae
Gene: EXOSC9
Product: exosome component 9
Biological process (GO): TRAMP-dependent tRNA surveillance pathway; U1 snRNA 3'-end processing; nuclear polyadenylation-dependent rRNA catabolic process
Cellular component (GO): nuclear exosome (RNase complex); cytoplasmic exosome (RNase complex)
Molecular function (GO): mRNA 3'-UTR AU-rich region binding
Source: RefSeq, a predicted model, not a curated record